UGCGAGACGCGGGGCGCCGCCGCCAUUCUGCUGCGUCGGAGUCGCGGUCCUCUCGAGUCCAAAUUGUAACGGUGAAAGGCGCGCCGGAGUGGGGGCUGGUGGACUUUCCGUCGCAUGAGUGGGCCAGUCCGCCGCCCGCGCACCGCCACGUCGCCGUCCAUGUCCCCGCGCCGGUCCCGCUCAGGGAGGUCAACAAAUGUUAGCUGGAAACUUUUCCUUUCAAACCCGCGCGGAGUGACUACCUAAUACUGUGUUUAAUAUGCAAAAGUAACAGUGACAUUUUAUAUGCUUACAAAUAUUAUUAAUUUCACAAUGUUAGUGUGGUGUCUGGUUGUUAUUUGGUGCGCUGCCUUCGCCGUAGUGCCGGUUUCUGCUCAAGGCGGUAGCGAGCGCCGCUGCGGUCACCCGGCGGUACCGCCCAACGCCAGGGUCUCGCUCAGCGCCACCGACAUCGUCCCCGGGACCGUGGCCUCGUACGUCUGCGAUGACGGCUACGAACUCUUCGGACCACAGCAGAGAGAGUGCUCUCUGAGGGGCGACUGGACUGCCGAGGCCCCGUUUUGUGGCACGAACGUGGCAUUCAGGAAGCCGGCGAACCAGUCGACGACCGUCCGGGGGGGGCACGCGGCCAACGGCAACGACGGGGAGCGAACCACGGAGCACGACGGCAAGCGCUGCACGGAGACGCAGCGCGAGGCGUCCCCCUGGUGGCAGGUGGACCUGCUGCGCCACUACGCCGUCAAGGUGGUCCGCGUCACUACGAGGGGAUGCUGCGGUCAUCAACCGCUGCAGGACCUGGAGAUCAGGGUGGGGAACAGCAGCACCGACCUUCAGAGAAACCCUCUGUGCGCCUGGUUUCCCGGGACCAUAGACGAAGGUGUGACGAAGACGUUCACAUGCGCGCGGCCGCUGGUGGGUCAGCACGUGUUCCUUCAGCUCGUCGGCGUCGAGGGGUCCCUGUCUCUGUGCGAGGUGGAGGUCUUCACCACUGAAGAAUUCUCGAAUGAUCGCUGCGCGUCGGCGUCUCUGCCCGCUGACGUUGAGUUGGCGGCCUUCUCCAGAAACUGCUAUGAGUUCAACAUUGCUCGAGGCGGGUCUUUCGAGGAAGCCAGGCGCCAGUGCCAGUCGCAUGGCGGUGACCUCAUCCACGGGUUACAGGGCGCCACGUCAAGUUUCCUGAUUCAAGAGCUGGAGCGCCGGAAGCCGCAGUUGAAGACACAGCUGGUGUGGAUCGGAGCCCAGAAAGAGCCGGGACUCACGUCCAGGACUUGGAAGUGGGUCGAUGGGGAGGUAGUUUCCAAGCCGGCUUGGGGAAAAGACCAGCCAAAUAAUUACAACGGGGAGCAAAACUGCGUCGUCCUCGACGGAGGCCGCGCCUGGCUGUGGAACGACGUGGGCUGCAACCUCGACUACCUCAACUGGAUCUGCCAGUACCUGCCACCCACAUGCGGCAGUCCGGACAAGCUGCUGAACACCACCAUCGAGGGCGACGACUUCAAGGUGGGGUCGAGCAUCUCGUACCGCUGCCCCGAGGGCCACAUGCUCGUGGGGGACCAGACCAGGCAGUGCAACAAGGACGGGUUCUGGUCUGGCGCGGCGCCGACUUGCAAAUACGUGAACUGCGGCAGCCUGACCGCGAUUCAAGAUGGCGACGUGAGUCUUGUCGACGGGCGAACGACACACGGCGCCCGGGCCUUGUACUCCUGCAAGCAGAACCACACGUUGGUGGGCGAGCCCGAGCGGGUGUGCCAGGACGCGGGCAGCUGGAGUGGGACGCCCCCCAAGUGCCUGUUCGACUGGUGCCCGGAGCCGCCGGCGGUGGCGGGGGCCACGGUCGCCGUCAGCGGGCACAAGGCCGGCUCACUGGCCACCUACACGUGCCAAAAUGGAUUUAUUCUCUUCGGUGCGCCGAGCGUGACCUGCACCCUCGGAGGCAUCUGGACGGAGUCCCCGCCGUCCUGCAAGUACGUGGACUGCGGAACCCCGGCCCAGGUCCACAAGGGUUCCUUCCGUCUGCUGAACGGCACCACGACGUACGGUUCCGUAGCCCAGUUCACCUGCGAGACGGACUACUGGCUGGCCGGGGCAGAAGUGCUCACGUGCAACCGAGACGGGAAGUGGUCGCAUGAUAUUCCAUCCUGUGAAUUGAUAACGUGCGCCGAGCCCGAGGUCCCGGCUGGCGGCUACAUGGAGGCGUAUGAUUACAACGUGCACUCCACAAUAGACUUCCAUUGUGAGCACGGCCAUAAGCUCAUCGGCGAAACCUCGCUGCAGUGCCAAUCCGACGGCGAGUGGUCGGGGGAAUCACCCAAAUGCGAAUACGUGGACUGCGGCAAGCUGCCCCCCAUGCCGUACGGGUCGGCGGAGCUGCUGAACGGGACCACUCACCUGGGCAGCGUCAUCCAGUACUCUUGCACAGCCAACUUCAGGCUGGUGGGCCCCGUGAGAAGGACCUGCACAGAGGACCACCAGUGGAGCGACUCGUCUCCACGAUGCGAGGAGGUGCGCUGCCCGGAGCCUGUGGUCGCUGAGAACAGCAUCGUAUCCGUGACCGGCAACGACCGGAUGCACGGAAGAACCCUGAUCCGGACGUCUGUGAGCAGCAAGAGUGGAAGCACGUAUCGCAUCGGAGCCCUGGUGAAGUACCGCUGCGAGCGCGGGUACAAGGUCAUCGGCGAGAGUCUGUCGACGUGCGAGGACAACGGUCAGUGGAGCGGGGUCACGCCGAAGUGCCAGUACGUCGACUGCGGCAAUCCUGGGGAGCUGCAAAACGGCAAAGUAACGCUAGCCACCAACGCAACGUACUACGGAGCCGCGGCUUUGUACGAGUGCGACGUCAACUGGAAACUGGAUGGAGUGUCGCGGAGACUGUGCCAGGACGACGGCACCUGGAGUUCCGAAGCCCCUGUCUGCAGAGAGCUGACGUGUCCAGAGCCGUCGAUCCAGAUCAAGGACAGUGUGGGUCUCAUUGUCGUUACGUCGACGUUGAGUAUCGGAGGGGAGGCCCACUACCGCUGUGAACGAGGGUACAGCCUGCGCGGGAAUCAAACCCGGCCCUGCCUGGCGAAGGGCCAGUGGGGAGGUGGGCCACCUGUGUGCAUUCCGAUCGACUGCAAAUCGCCGAAGCCGAUCGAGAACGGGCGCGUCAUCAUCGCCAACAGUUCCACCCUCUUCGGGAGUUCCAUCGAGUACCACUGCCUGCCGCAGUUCCAGCGGGUCGGGCCGUUCCUCCGCAAGUGUAUGGACGACGGAGCCUGGUCCGGGGCAGAGCCGAGCUGUGAGCUGGCCAGCAACGAGGCUGCCGACUCCGGGACGCUGCCCUUGAGUGUCGGCGUCGGCUGCGGCAUCGUGCUGUUUCUGCUCAUGCUGCUUGGCGUCAUUUAUAUGAGACUACGCAAAGCGACACCAGUGAAGAAUACAGAAAACAUCGAGGGAGCCGAGCGCAAGGAAGACCAGAACGCGGCGGUCAUGAGCUACUCGACGCUACACGACACCAACGGCCGCCAUAUCUACGACCACGUGACAGAUAACGUGUAUGACUCGCCCUAUAGCGAACAUUUAGCGGACAAUGCGGCGUAUGGGAGGCGCAGCGAUACGGACUCCGCAUAUGAGCCAGAACCUGUUGGACCCAACGCCGUCGUCACCAUUAAUGGCGUCGCCGUACGUUAGAUUUAGCUAUGCUUUCAAAUAAGUAUCAGAAAUUCAUUAACGAUCUUAAGAUUUAGAUAUGCGGAGUUGAAUGCUCACAGCUAUAGUCAGAUGAACAGAAUUCUUGUUUGUAAGAAAUUUGGUUUGAGAUUGCAUAUUAAUUUCUGGAAAUAUCUGAGAGCCGUUUAUUUUAAAUGCAUAAGAUUGGAGAGUCAUAGCCCAGCAGUUUCCCACUGCAGUUUACAGUUCUUGGGAGGAGUCAAAAUAAAAUCAAAAGCUGCCUUCUAAGCCAUUUUGAAAUGGAUAAGUAAGGAUUAUUAAAUUGUUUUUAAUUAAAUUAUGAAGGAGCAUUAUAACAACGUUUUAUGUUAAAAAAUAUAGGUACCUGGUGAGUUUUAUACUUACUUAUUUAUUUCAUAAACAAAACCCUUGCCUUCGAUAUUCUGAUAUAAGUACCCGCAUUAGUGCUCCAUAAAAACUAUUGACAAAAAAGAACGGCUGGUCCGCCGCCAUUAAUCGGAUGACUAUCUCCUAUUUUUUCAUGAACUAUCAGAAAAUCUCCCAUUGAUAAUUGUGAUGUUGUACGUACAAGGCACCCUAUGGUCGGUAUUUAUUCUAAAUCCCUAUUGUCUGCAACUCAGCUAUUCAAAUCCGAAUAAAAAUCAUUUAGGUAUAUAAAACUGAAAUAUACACCAUUAAUUAAUAAAUUAUUGAAUUUAUUCAACAAUGCCUGAGUACAUUUUAUAUUUUAAUAGUAUGUACUUCUCUCAGAGAGCAUUGUUACUCUGAGGGGUCAGAUAUCUUCUCAACAGACUGUACAAAAGUUAUAAAGGAAAAAUAACUCCCGCCAUAAAUUACCUUUUCACGUGGAACGUCACAUUUUAUGAUAUACCUAUUCAUGGAAGUAAGUACAGUCAGCUGCAUAAGUAGCUAUACUCUUUUGUACCUUGUCAACCUGAAACCGCCUAUCCAUUCGUUGAAACAUUGACUGUUAGUCAGUUUGACAAAGUACAGAAGUGUCUAGCUACUUAUGCAGCUGACCGUACUUAUUGAGUAAUAUUAU
This is a messenger RNA of Plutella xylostella (diamondback moth), 4711 nucleotides long. RefSeq names its product CUB and Sushi multiple domains furrowed (gene fw). NCBI's taxonomy places the organism in Eukaryota, Metazoa, Arthropoda, Insecta, Lepidoptera, Plutellidae. The record is from RefSeq and is a predicted model, not a curated record.